CCUACGUUUCUGAUUGGCUGACAGUCCCUCCAGGAUUGUAUAUAAGGAGGGCUGCAGCCUCUGAGUUUUCGCUGAAGUCUCACUGUAAAUUAAAGAGCUGUUGUUACUUGCUCGGUUGUGCCUCUCGUUAUUCCCAAAUCACUUCAUUGACGAUGAAGGUGGGAUAGAGGUCACAACAAGCGAACCAGUGAGACCACGAGCUUCAGCUAGGCGACGAGGCGAACCACAGGAGGCAUACCGAACAUGUCUGCCUACGUUCCGCCCAAGCCUUUUGAUCCGACCCGCGAAAAAUGGGUCUCGUACCUGACGAGGUUCGAAUGCUCGCUCGAAGCCAGCGACAUGCAAGGGCUCUCCGCUAAUCGGAAGAGGGCCCUCUUCCUAAGCCACUGCGGACCGGACGUGUUCGAGAUGGCAGAGUCACUGUGCGAGCCAACGCCGGUCCAGACCGUUUCCUGGGACACCCUGAUGGCCACGCUCCGGGCUCACUACGCUCCCGUGCCCUCCAAGUUCGUGCAACGAUACCAACUCAGACAGCGCGUACAGCGAGAGGGAGAACCGGUCAGCGCAUACAUGGCCAGCCUGAGAAAAGCCGCAACCCAUUGCGACUAUAGAGACUUGGACGACGCGUUGCUUGAGCAACUCAUCUGUGGUGUCCGGGACAUUAGGCUGCAACGGCGCCUGCUCGCCAAGCCUGAUUUAACGCUUGCUGGAGCCCUAGACGAGGCCAGGGCUCAUGAAGCCUCCACAAAAGCCGCAGAAACGCUGCAGCGUCCGCUGACCAGCAAAGACAACCCCAAGUCUGCCCCGGUGCACAGAGAAGACGCCGGAUCCAGCUCGGAGUCCGAGUCGGAUGAAGACGUCUUCCGAAUGGAGCACCAGAGAAAGGACACUGGCAGCCCCCGGCGAAGCUGUCCCAGCUGUGGAGGGCACUAUGACAGACUGUCCUGCAAAUAUAGGGAGGCUAUUUGCAGGCGUUGCGAGAAAAAAGGGCACUUGGCGCGAGUCUGUAGAGCCAUUCUGCCCAGAAAACACCAACCACGUGAGCGCCGCAGCCAACCAGAAUCAACGCACCAGAAACAACCAACGAGAGAAGGCGGCGCGAAAAAACGGCGCGAAUUUGAACCUCGAGAUGGCCGCAGCAUUCACAUAGACCAGGCCAGCGCGGAAAUCGAGGACAAAGUCAGCACGGUGGUCGAAAUCAACGGCAAGCCAUGCUCAAUGGAGAUCGACACCGGAUCGGCUCUCUCCAUAAUGUCUUGGGUGACCCUAAAGAUCCUCCUGCCGUCGUUCCGGAAGGACCAGCUCUCCAAAAAGAGACUGCGCAUCCUAGACUACCAGGGGAACCGAGUCCCCCUCGAAGGCGUGGGCACGUUCCGAGUCACCUACGGAGACUACGAAAGAGACCUGCCACUGACCAUCGUCACGAAGCAGCUUCCCAGCCUUCUUGGCAUGGGGUGGUUCCGAGCCCUCGGCAUGGGCUUCACCGGCAUCCACCAGAUGCUCAAGUCAUCGUUAAAAGACAGUCUCCUGACCGAGUUCCAGGACGUUUUCGGGGACACGUUGGGCAAGUAUGUGGGGACCCCUAUCUCCCUUAAUUUAGACCCCAACGUAGCCCAAAUAAGACUCAAGGCCAGACGGGUGCCUUUCGCAUUGAAACCAAAGAUCGAUGCGGAACUGGACAAACUGAUUAAACAAGGGGUGUUGGUUCCCGUUGACCAUGCAAAGUGGGAAACCCCUAUAGUGACCCCAGUAAAGUCUGACGGCUCAAUUAGAAUCUGCGCCGACUACAAGUGCACGAUCAACAAGGCUUUGCAGCCGAGCGCCUAUCCGGUGCCGAUCGUGCAUCAUCUACUACACUCCCUGGGGCCCGGAAAAUUUUUUGCCAAAUUAGACCUGGCUCAGGCCUAUCAACAAUUACCAGUUGACGAUGCCACGGCAGAGGCACAAACGAUUGUUACUCAUAGGGGUGCAUUCAAAUGCACCAGGCUCCAGUUUGGGGUGAGCGUCGCACCCGGCCUGUUUCAAAGCACCAUGGAGCGCCUUCUGCAAGGGCUUCCCGGAGUGGUGCCCUAUUUUGAUGACGUUCUAGUCAGCGCUCAGGACGAACGUCAGUUAGGGGACAGAGUAAGGAACGUCCUUUCUAGAUUUAGGGAAGUGGGACUAAGGUUAAAGAAAAAUAAAUGUAUGAUCGCUGUCCCCUCCGUUGAAUUUUUGGCUCAGGCCUAUCAACAAUUACCAGUUGACGAUGCCACGGCAGAGGCACAAACGAUUGUUACUCAUAGGGGUGCAUUCAAAUGCACCAGGCUCCAGUUUGGGGUGAGCGUCGCACCCGGCCUGUUUCAAAGCACCAUGGAGCGCCUUCUGCAAGGGCUUCCCGGAGUGGUGCCCUAUUUUUUAAAGAAAAAUAAAUGUAUGAUCGCUGUCCCCUCCGUUGAAUUUUUGGGGUACAGGGUGGACGGCACAGGCAUCCACCCUACCGAAAGCAAGGUGAGAGCAAUUAAGAGCGCACCUGCCCCCAAGACCAAAGCUGAGCUCCAAGCCUUCCUUGGACUGCUCAAUUUUUACUCAAUGUUCCUGAAAGACAAAGCUACCGUUGCAGAUCCCCUACACAAACUAUUGGGGAAGAAUGUACCAUGGGUCUGGGGGAAACCACAAGCAGCCGCUUUUGAGGCAGUUAAGAGACUUCUAUCAGAAGACAGUUUCCUAAUCCAAUACAACGCAGCGCUACCGCUUGUAUUGGUUUGUGACGCCUCCCCCGUAGGAGUUGGUGCCGUCCUGGGCCAUAGACUUCCGAACGGCCUAGAGGCGCCCAUUGCGUUUUACUCUCGCACCCUGUCAAGCGCAGAGCGAAACUAUAGCCAAUUGGACAGAGAGGCUCUGGCUGCAAUUGCGGGGGUUAAAAAGUUCCACGAAUAUCUCUUUGGCCGGCAAUUCGAACUUGUGACUGAUCACCGGCCCUUGCUAGGACUUUUGGCAGGCGACAGACCCACCCCCGCUGCUCUGUCCCCACGUUUGACUAGAUGGGCUAUUUUUCUUUCGGCCUAUUCAUACCAGCUUGUGCAUCGACCUGGACAGACCCUGGGUCACGCGGAUGCCCUCAGCCGCUGUCCCCUACCUGACUUACUGACCAAUCCAACACCUGAGGCCUCCGUCCUUCUACUGGACACAUUAACUUUGGGACCUAUUUCCUCUGCCGAAGUGGCUAAAGCCUCAGCCAGGGACCCAAUCAUUCGUACUGUGAUGGGGUGGGUGCUAAAAGGGUGGCCGGUCAAGGUGGACGGGGGGGACUAUCAAGGUUUUGUAAACAAACGAAACGAACUGUUUACGCAAGGGGGUUGUUUGUUGUGGGGUGAUCGGGUGGUAGUGCCAACAAAACUACGAAUGAGGGUCUUAGAAUUGUUGCACGAAGGGCAUCCGGGCAUUGUCCGAAUGAAAAGUUUAGCCCGCAGUUACGUUUGGUGGCCCAACAUGGACCAAGUUAUCUCUGAGUGGGUGGGGAAGUGCAGACCCUGCCAGGAGUCUCGCCCCGAUCCCCCGGUAGCGCCCAUCCGAGAGUGGGAGAAACCAAAAGGGCCAUGGGGGAGGAUCCAUAUUGAUUUUGCUGGCCCCUUCCACGGGCAAACAUUUUUAAUUGUAGUAGAUGCCUUUUCAAAAUGGCUCGAAAUCAUUCUAAUGCCCUCUACCACAGCCGAGGCUGUUAUUAAGGCCCUUCGCAAGCUGUUCGCCACACAUGGCCUACCGGAUACCCUAGUAUCUGACAACGGCCCUCAGUUCACAGCAACCCUGUUUGAGGGAUACUUGGCCGGACUGGGCAUCCGCCAUGCCCUAUCGGCCCCGUUCCACCCGGCUUCUAACGGAUUGGCCGAACGUUUUGUAAGGACGGCCAAAGAGGCCCUAUCCAGGCUAGAUAAUGGGGACUGGCAGGCCAGGAUAGAUCAAUUCUUAGCUGUCCAGCAUGCCACACCAUGCACAGCCACAGGGAGAAGCCCAGCAGAGCUCCUCAUGGGCAGGAAGCUCCGAUGCGUGUUAGAUAGGCUUCACCCCAACUAUUCGCACGAAAAUUUCAAGGGAGAGACCUCCGGACUAAGACAGUUUCAGGUUGGGUCCCCGGUGUUCGCUCGCAACUAUGCCAGCGGACCUCUAUGGGUUGCAGGAACCAUAGUGGGCAUAACGGGCCCGAAAUCUUAUACGGUAGACGUUGGGGUAGACAGACUCUGGAAGCGCCACAUAGACCAGCUGAGAAAAAGGGUAGUCGGCGAAGCAAACAUAAAUUUAGACAUAUCCGAGCCUAACUAUAACAACUUUCCCAAAACAGCUAACUCAAGCCCGGGUUCGUGAGAAUACUUAGCUGACAAGCCCUGGUUCCAGCGCCGCCCCAGCGAGUCGCCACUCCCAACCGGGGAUAACCACGCCCCGGACAAAAUCCAGGAGGUUCCAUUGGCGGAGCCGGGAGAGACAGAAAGUCCCUCCGACCAGCUCGACGCCCCACCAAACACUGAACUGCGCAGGUCAACUAGGACAAGAACUCGCCCCGGGCACCUGCGAGAUUUUGUGUGUACUUAUGUAAAUUUUUGAAUGACAGUGCCUUCUGGGAAGGGAGGGGUGUUAUGUAUUGAUACUUUUGAGCGGGAGUUUCAAACCUGCCUACGUUUCUGA
Pantherophis guttatus is the source of this 4656-nucleotide messenger RNA. Lineage: Eukaryota; Metazoa; Chordata; Lepidosauria; Squamata; Colubridae. The record is from RefSeq and is a predicted model, not a curated record.